Orbicella faveolata is the source of this 819-nucleotide messenger RNA. RefSeq lists its product as uncharacterized. The record is from RefSeq and is a predicted model, not a curated record. Lineage: Eukaryota; Metazoa; Cnidaria; Anthozoa; Scleractinia; Merulinidae. Gene Ontology annotation, molecular function: oxidoreductase activity.
AGAUUGCCUGCAAAAUGGAAUGGAACACAAUCCGAAAGGUUUGGUAUAUGAUGGCUAUUUUCUACAUGUCUUGGCUUGAAGUUACUUCGCAGGGACAAGGUUCCGUUUCUGUAACCUCCCUUGGUUGCUACAAAGACAGAGUCACGAAACCAAGUCAAAGCAUAUUUUCCACCGUGUUUUACCAAGUCAAUAUCGUGAGAUGGUGGCCAAACAGUAACCAUAUUAUACACGCGUGUGCUGCGGCAGCUGUUGCUAGGGGAUACCGAAUCUUCUCAAUCCAGGACUUCGGGGACUGUCGCUGGGGUCCGAACGCUGAACAAGACUAUGCCAAAUAUGGUCAUGGUUACUAUUGUUAUCAAGGACUUGGGUGGAUCGGUUCUGGUAGCGUCUACAGAGUUCAAAAUUUAGCUCCAGUUAACGGACAGUGGACAAAUUGGUCUCGGUGGAGUUCAUGUAGUGCAACUUGCAAUGGUGGAACUCGAUCACGCAGGCGCAGCUGUGCCAAUCCUCUUCCAUCCAAUGGUGGUACAUAUUGUCGCGGAAUAAGCUCGGAAACACAGCUUUGUAACAGAAAUCGCUGCCAAAUAGCAGGAGUCUGGUCAUCUUGGUCUCCAUGGGGAUCUUGUAGCAGGUCAUGUGGUGGAGGGACACGAUCGCGCGUGCGUAGUUGCACCAAUCAUUUACAAUUCAGCGCCAGUGCCGUUUGCCAGGGUCCACGGUCUCGAACCCAGAGAUGUAAUACCAAUAGUUGUCCAAGUAAGGAUGAUAGAAUAUAAUGAAACUGCCUUUAUGUUCCGUUAUGAAAUGUUUUAACACUUG